This is a messenger RNA of Notodromas monacha, 2677 nucleotides long. The record is from the annotation of a GenBank genome assembly. NCBI's taxonomy places the organism in Eukaryota, Metazoa, Arthropoda, Ostracoda, Podocopida, Cyprididae.
AUGGUUUCGGGAAUACUUUGGGUUGUCCCAUCAGUUCCUGUGGGCCAGUCCUCAGUUCAAGCUAGUCUACCAGGGGCACAGUACUCUUACCAAUUCCUUCCUCAGCAGCAGACUCAUCAUGAGCAGCAGCAAAAAAACCAAGCUACUUCAGAGUAUCAGGGAGAAAAGGUGUCCAAGGAAGAAACUGAAAAGCUGCAUGCAUCUGCCAUUGCACAGCAGAAAGAACUUGAGGCUCAGCUGGCUGCCUUGAUUAGUGGAGGUGGUAGCAAGCAGAGCUCAUAUUCAUCAUCAAAAAGUGGAGGUGGUAGCAAGCAGAGCUCAUAUUCAUCAUCAUCAUCAUCAUCAGCAUCAUCAUCAUCAGCAGCAGCAGCAACCAACAUCAGUCCAGCAUCAUAUUCAGUUCCUGCAGCUCCUGCCAUCAGGCCUGUAGCUCAAUAUAUUCUUCCAGCACCGGCUGUAGCAGUGCAGCAAACCUACACACCAGUCUUGUCAGGGCAUAGCCAACAGCAAGUAGUCCAAACCAGCUACACUGGUCCAAUUGUGUCCAAGGAGGAAACUGAGGCCCUGCAUGCUGAAGCCAUUGCAGCUCAAAAGCAAAUCAUUGCUGCUCAGGAAGCCAUCAAUAAUGCUGGUCCAGCCAAAGCCAGUGACGCUAAAUCCACCUCUUACUCAUCAGGUGGCUAUAACACCAUUGCUGUGGCACAAGGCAAUAGUUAUCAAACAUCUGUCCCAGUCCACCAUCAGGUGGUGCAAGUGUCUGCUCCCAUCAGACCGGCAUUUGCUAUACAGCCAGCAACACAGCCACCAGCAGAUUACCACUUGAAAGCCAGUGAGCAUUCUGGUGCGACAUCUACUUACACUGGAGUUAAGGUGAGCAAAGAGGAGACAGAAAAGCUGCAUGCAGAUGCCAUCAAGAAACAGCAGGAGAUCAUUGCCCAACAACAAAGGCUAAUUGCUCAGGGAGCAGCAGCAGCAGGUCAGCAGCAGACAAGUCAUUAUCAGUCCCAGCAAAGUGUUGGAGGAGGGGCUCAGCAAGGGUUCCAGCAUGGAACUCAAAGUUUCUCAGCACAGGUGUCUGAACAGAGUCCUGGUGGUUACUUGGUUGCUUACACACUUCCUGCUGCUGGCAUUCAACAGGGAUCAGCCCAAGUUCAACAAACAGGAAGCUUGGGUUACUCUGCUAGCCAGCAGGCUGCCUCUUCCUCCAGCAACCAGCAACAUGUUGCUUCUAGCAGCAGCCUUGGGUCUUCAAGCACUCAUCAGCAGUCAGGUUAUGCUGUCCAGGUGUCACAGGAAGGACCAGGAGUAGCUGUUAAUUACGCCCUACCAAGUGCUUCAAUUUCCCAACCUGCAGCAUCUGGUGUAGUGACUGAAUACAAGGGAGAGAAAGUUACUAAGGAGCAGACUGAACAACUGCAUGCUGAGGCAAUCAAGAGACAGCAAGAAUUCACCCAGCAACUGACUUCAAGGGUGUCUCAAACUGUUUCCAAUUAUUCUCCAGAAGAUUCCCAGGAUCGCAAGGAGGAACAAGAGUUGCUUGAUAGGCAAAACCAAGAAGUUCUGGAACAAAUUGCUCUUGCAAAGGCCCAGGGUCAAGAAGCAGAAGCUCAGGGGAAGCUUGAAGUGUCUUCAGGCAGUGCAUCCUUGUCUGCAUCAGGAGGCUCUCAGAGUUAUCAGACUUCAUCAAGCAGCAUAGCCUCUUCUGCAGGAGCCUCUCAGGGAUAUCAGAAUUCAGUCUCCAGCUCACUUUCAGCUUACCAACCACCUGCACUCACUCUUAGAACUAGUAGAAUGUUUGCUUUCAUCAAUGAACAACAACAAGGAGGAUCAGCAGCAGUAACUCAGCAACAAGCCUUCUCAUCCCAAAGCUCCCAACCUCAGCAGCAGUACUCUUUCAGGACAAUAAGUCAGCAGCAAUUCCAGCCAGGACAAGUUCAAGCUAUGCUUGGGGAGAUCUUACCCAAUGGAGCAGGCAUCCGGAUUAUUGGGCCUGUUGUGACCAAUUAUCUUCCCUCUGGCCUUGCUCCAGCAUUCGCAAGACAAGGUGUGGCUCGUGCUGAAUCAGCAGAAAGCGAGUCAAACUCAGCUGAAAACGAUGAUGAUGCGUCAUCUGAGGCUGCUGAACUCGCUCAACAAGACGCAGAAGUCCAGCGUCAAACCCAGGAAGCUGUUGAAGAUGGUCUGAGAGCAGCUGCUGGUGAAGCCGCAUCUUUCGAAGAUACUCGAGUCAGGGCAUAUGCUCCACAUCAACAUCAAUACUGAUGAUAUUCGACAAUUGAUAAAUCCUUCGUCGAGGGAUUAUUGUGAGCAACAACAAUGAUGCAACGAGGAAACCCAUGACUGCCAGCACACGCGAGAGAAAGUCUAUUCGCAUAUAGGGCUUUUUCUAUAUAUAUUUGGUUGCAUGCUUCAGUGACCUUAUAUGAAUAGCAACUUUGAUAUAUUAUCGGCACAAGUCUAUAUUUUUUUUCACCACGAGACCUAAAUUUCAAGGGUUUUAACCACACACACAAAAAAAAACGCGCGUUCGUGAGAGUCUUUCCCUUUUUUUGUUUUUUUUACUCUGUACUGAUCGGAAUUAUGUAUAUAUAUUUUUUUUCACGACCACUUGUUUGCAUGGACUGAGAAUACAAAAGCAAGGAUUCUUGGUUGAGUCCUUGGUCUUCAUCACUAUAUA